Molecule: messenger RNA, 921 nt
Organism: Adineta ricciae
Lineage: Eukaryota; Metazoa; Rotifera; Eurotatoria; Adinetida; Adinetidae
Source: the annotation of a GenBank genome assembly
AUGGGCUUCGAUAUACAACGAUUUUCCAAUGGUAUCGAUGAAGAAUUGAUUUGUUCGAUAUGUGGUGGUGUUUUACAAGAUCCGCUUCAAGCACCCUCGUGUGAACAUACGUUUUGUCAAGUUUGUAUUCAAGAAUGGUUAUCAAGAUCAGAAACCUGUCCCAUCGAUCGAACACCGUUAGAGCUCGAUCAGUUAAAGCCUGUGCCGCGUAUACUGAAAACUUUACUCAAUCGUUUGGAUAUUACAUGUGAAAAUGAAGGUUGCUCAAGAAAAAUUAAAUUAGAUCAUCUAACUAAUCAUCUAAAUCAAUGUGAAUAUAGUCCAAAAAAGUUAAUUUCUUGUGAAAAUGGUUGUGGAAUCAUGUUACUCAAAGAUGAUCACAUCAAUCACAAUUGUAUUCAGGUGUUACGAAAUGAAUUGAACAAUGCCAAAUAUGAUUUACAGAAAUAUAAAAGUGACGUUGAAUUUUACAAGAACGAAGUCCGAACACUCCAAGAGUUUAUUCGUACCAUCUGUACAACGAAUCCAUCAAUAGCAUGUUGUUUAGAACGUGUGGAAAACAACGAAAUCUUACGUUGGUCUGGUAGGUUAGAAUUAGCCCGUGUAACCCAUUGGGGUGGAAUGAUAUCAACUCCUGACAUCGUCUUACAAGAUACAAUCAAACAUGCAUUACUUGAAAGUGGCUGUCCACUUGAUGUAACAAACGAAUUGAUGGAGAAUGCACAUGAACGUCAUUGGCCCGAAGGACUUUCAACACUCGAAACUCGUCAGUUAAAUCGACGACAUUACGAAAGUUACGUGUGUCGGCGUAUCGUUGGUCAGCAAGCAGUUGUUGUUCUCAGUUGUGACAAUCGGCAUAUGGAUGACAUUAUGCUCGUUGAACCAGGAAUCAUUGUGAUCUUCUCUCAUGGUGUCAAAUAA